GGCUUGGCAGACUUUCUAGUCAGCAUACAAACAAUUGCACAAAGUUCAGUCAUUCAUUCCGCAGCCUGCCCAUCUUAAAUCAAGACCUCUCAGAUUUAAGCUGGUAUGCAAACCAUUGUGCUGUUGGUGUUGUGGGUACUGGGAACAUCACUGGUGUUGCCAGACCCCGACACAGCUGGAGAGAAAGUUGCCGAAGAGCCUAUUCCAUGUUCUAAGGGAUGCACCUGUCUGCCUGAUGACUACAGCUUGGAGCUCAACAUGUACUGCAGUGCUCGUAACUUCACACAAGUCCCAUCUGACAUGCCCACAUCCACUCAUUCUCUCUGGCUGGAUGGCAACUUGUUCACCUCACUCCCAGCAGCAUCUUUUAAGGAUCUUACUAACCUGGACUUUUUGAAUUUGCAGAGUGGCCAGCUGGUGACACUUGAUUCUCAGGCUUUCAAGGGACUUAGGUUGCUAGCACACAUUCACCUUGAGCGAAAUCGCCUCCGGGUGUUACCAGGUACAAUCUUCCAGAAUACACCUAACCUUGCUUCACUUAGUCUGCAUAACAACCAGCUCACUCGUAUAGAGGAAAGACUGUUUGCAGGACUCUCACACAUGUGGCUUCUCAACCUAGGCUGGAACUCAAUUGCAGUUUUACCUGAGGCAGCUUUCCAUGACCUGCAAGGUCUACGGGAACUUGUUCUUGCAGGAAACAGACUCGCUUACUUGCAGGCACAGCUUUUCCAAAAUCUUGCUGAGCUUAAAGAGUUGGAUCUGACUGGAAAUUACCUGAAGGUCAUCAAAGCAAAUGUGUUUGUUAAACUCACUAAACUGCAAAAGCUUUACCUGGCCCAGAAUCAAAUUGUGACAGUGGCACCCAGAGCCUUUGUAGGCAUGAAGUCGCUAAGAUGGCUGGAUCUCACAAACAACAGACUGACUUCUCUCCAUGACGACACUUUCUUGGGCCUGCACAGUCUUCAUGUACUGCGUCUUUCCAACAACUCUAUCACUGGAAUUAGGCCCAGGACUUUCCGUGAUCUGCAGUACUUAGAAGAGCUACGACUCAGCUACAACAGGAUCCGUGCCCUGGGGGAAAGGAUCUUUGAAGGGCUUGGUCAUCUGGAGGUCUUAGAGCUUGAGCACAACAAAGUGCAGGAGGCACAAGUGGGUAGUUUCACAGGGCUCUCUCAUGUGGCUGUCAUCAACCUGUCUGGAAGUAGCUUCCACAGUUUGCCAGACCAAGUGUUCAAAGGUCUGUCAAAGCUUCACAGCCUUCAUCUGGACAGAGGUUGCCUAACAAGGAUCACAACUCAAGCUUUCACUGGACUCUCUGGUCUACGAAGGCUUUUCUUGCAGCACAAUAACAUCUCUGUGGUGGAACGCCAGAGCUUUGUGGACCUGGUGGGCCUAUUGGGACUGGACUUGAGUUUCAAUAAGCUGGAGGUUCUCACAACCCAUACAUUCUCUGGCCUCAAAAAUUUGGAGUACUUGCUGCUGUCCAACAAUGAAUGCCGCCAAUUUUUGCAGAAUGGCACAAAGCAGCUACUCCCAAGACUGCGCUAUCUAGACCUGAGAGCGAAUGCCUUGACAAACAUGGUUCCUGAUUUCCCAGAGAGUAUGGAAAAACUUUUGCUGUCUGGGAACCGGUGGAAAUGUAAUUGCAGUGCCCUCCCCCUCAGAAACUACAGCUUGAGGAAUCCAUUGGUGAUACCUCGGCAAGUGGAGACCCACGCAGAGGGUGAAGAGCCUGACACAACUAUCACCAUAUACAACAACAUUACAUGCACCAGCCCACCACGUCUAGCUGGCCAGGACCUGCGGGAUAUUGAUAGUGAACUCUUCCAAAGCUGCUAGACAAACACACACAGAUGUGUUUGGGGAAUUGGUUGAUACGAAGAGAAAGUGUUACCCGUAAUAUUUUCAACAAUGUAAAUUCAUUCAGUUUCUGAUUUCAAAAUUUUAACUGUAAUAUUAAUGCAUGAUUCAAGAUCUUGUUUCUGGAUCUAUACAAUGUUUCAAAAGAUAUUUGAGGGAUGCUAUGAUUUUUUUCCAGUGAAAAGGCCGAACCAAUACUUCUUUUGCUUCAACUUUAUGGAGUUAUAUGUUAAUAGUCAAUGUCUAAUUAUGGGAAAAUGCAAGUACAUUUGGUAAAUUGUCCCCCAUCUGCAGAAAAGGGAGAAUCUGAUGGAUUUUCCUUCAAUCCACUACUUUGAGAUAAUUAAGUUAAUAUUGACGUUCGGAGAGUUAGAUGAACUAUAUAGACCUGAGUUUUAUCACUUUGGGAUAGGGUUACAUGUUUGUAGGAGAUAUAAAAUGGAUGGCUUUAAAUGUGAUGCAUUUAGACAUAUUUUUAAAAUAUUUAAAUAUAUUUUGAAGUUGACUAUUUUUCUAUUAACCACCUGGACCUCCCUUCAUGCCCUUGAACAUAGAAAGUAUCACAUUUGUGAUAGCAUUUUCAUUGCUGUCAUCAUGAGCAUUUUGGGACAAUAAAAAAAAGUGUUUUUUCAGAAACCAUGGCAUAGGCCUGUAUUUUGAAAUGGAUACAUAGGUGGAUUUCUGGGAGCCCUGUAAACCUUAUGCAAACCUUAGAGCAACAAAACUGCAAAUGCAUUUGAUAAAUUUUAAGUUUAAGCCAUUAGGCUAUAAGUCACAAUUGAAUUGAUCAUUUAUGUGACUGGGCUGGUUAAAAUAUCUGUACAACUCAUAAACUAAACUGUCUUCAAGUAUGUUGCAGAUGUGUGUUUGUUGUAGUAAAAAUCCAUGUUUGUCACUUUAAAAAAUACACUGUUGGGAGAAUGCCUUAAAAGCGAAAUAAAUGUUUUAAAACCUG
Molecule: messenger RNA, 2815 nt
Organism: Siniperca chuatsi (mandarin fish)
Lineage: Eukaryota; Metazoa; Chordata; Actinopteri; Centrarchiformes; Sinipercidae
Gene: igfals
Product: insulin-like growth factor binding protein, acid labile subunit
Exons: 2
Coding region: 106-1839 (577 amino acids)
Cellular component (GO): extracellular matrix
Molecular function (GO): protein binding
Source: RefSeq, a predicted model, not a curated record